CUCGUCUCCUCGGUGUCCUUGAAUUCCACACUAUCUUAAAGCAAAAAGGGAGACGAGUCUAGCGGAGACUCAGAGCUUUACUCCUGCCUGCAGUUCUGUUAAAAUGUCCGUUUUCUCUCUACUUAAACACACGGUUUCCUGCGGCCGCCGCACCUCGCGUCACCUUUGCGCAAACUUGAACUUAAGCUACCCGGAGUCUUCUCUGUUGCGCACCGCGGCUCCGACUCCCCCCCUCCUCCUCCCCUGCUCUUCCUCCUCCUCCCCUGCUCUUUCUCCUCCUCCUGCAGCACCACUAGUCGAGCUGUAACGGGACACUUUUCCAGUGCACCAGACCUUCACCCGCUCCCCCUCAUCCCCGGUUCGUUCACACCAGUCUGCGCGCCUUCCACCGGCUCGGAUGAUGCCACAGACGUGUCCCUGUGGUGUGGGUCCCCCCCCCCCCCCCUUUUUUUGGACAUGUGGCUGCCGAGGAUGGUCGCUGACAGCCUGAUGUGCUGCUGAAUGAUCAUCGGAGGGACGGCGAGGCGAUAGAGAGGGAUUUUUAUUUCAUUUUCUUGUUUUUCUGAGAGCUGGUCUGGAGACAAGUGAAGGGCUCAGGAUGUGCCUGCAUGAUGCCACCAUGUGUCUCGGCCCUCCCUAAUCCUGUUGCAGCGACACAGAGGAUCCCCUUCAGCCCUCGGACGCCUCGCUGCUACACAUUUGGCUCCUUGACUCAUCCAGUUCAUCCUCUGCAGCCAUAAAGCGCUGAUCAAUCCUAACCCCCUUUCUGUAGACAGGCUUUCCUUUUCUGUUCUCUGGAAUUACCUCCUGAUCUCAUGCUAAAUCCUAAAACACUAACCCUGCAUAUUGUGGACCUUUGACGAGGAAACUCAUAUUCAAAUGGGUUUUUGGUUGUUGUGUGGGAGCCAAAGCCAUAGCUGGUUUGUUACUGAAAGAAAAGAAAAAUUUGAUACCAAAAAAGACUGAAGGCCACAGACCUUAUUUGUUCAGCUCCUCUACAGUCGAUGUGGGUCGCAGCAGGAAAACUUUUCUCAGGCACAACUUUUAAUGUAAGUUGUUGCAGGCUGGACUUCUCCAGACUGAAAAGGUUAGCAGGGCACCGUCUGUAGACUCUUUUGUCUUCAUUACUUGCUCUGAGCUGCCCUUUCAGGAGUAGCGUGUUUUCCAAAUGCUGCCAUGCCCAUCAUCAGCAACGCCAACCAUGACUUCAGCAACCUGUCCGUCAGCGAUGACAGCAGUCUGGACCGCAUCUUCACCGAGAUCCCCGAGACUGAGACCAUCAAGGGUGUUUACUACCAGAGGGCUCAGUUCAUCCGCCGGCCAGAGGACCUGGUUUCCAUUGACCAUGCCCUGUUGGCGGUGAUCAACGUCGGGGGAAACCGCUACACCUUCCCCUGGAGCACGCUCGAACAAUUCCCCCUCACGCGUCUUGGCCGACUCUGCGACUGCCGAUCGCCCGAGGACAUCGCCAGCGUCUGCGACGACUACGAUGAAGCCCGCAAGGAGUUCUUCUUUGACCGCUCGCCAUCCGCCUUCAGGGUCAUCCUCAACUUCCUGGCGGCGGGGAAGCUCCGGCUGCUGCGGGAGAUGUGCAUCCUCUCCCUGCACGACGAGCUGACCUACUGGGGCGUGGAGAUGGCCUACAUGGAGCGCUGCUGCAAGAGGAAGAUGUACACCCGCAUCGAGGAAGUGCACGAGCAGGAGAGGCGGGAGGAGGAGUGCCGGCAGAGGAACGCCAUGCAGCGGGUGCCGGUGGAAGAAACACAGUGGCGGAAGGUGAUGAACUGGCUGAGAGAUAUGGUGGAGAAUCCACAGUCGGGCUUACCGGGGAAGAUCUUCGCCUGCAUGUCGGUGAUCAUGGUGGCAGUGACGGUCAUCAGCUUGUGUAUCAGCACCAUGCCGGACCUCAGAGAAGAAGAGGACAGGGGCGAGUGUUCCUCCAAAUGCUACAACAUGUUCAUCAUAGAGACGGUUUGCGUGGCCUGGUUCUCCCUGGAGUUCGUCCUGCGUUUCAUUCAGGCCCGCAGCAAGUUGGAGUUCCUCCGCGGUCCGCUCAACAUCAUCGACGCCAUGGCCAUUCUGCCCUACUACGUCUCACUUGUGGUGAAAGAGGAGGACCCGGACUUGGCGCACGAGAGGCCGGGAGGAGGUAAGGGCUACUUAGACAAGCUGGGCCUAGUGCUGAGGAUCCUGCGGGCGCUGAGGAUUCUCUACGUGAUGCGGCUGGCUCGCCACUCCCUUGGCCUGCAGACGCUGGGGCUGACGGUCCGGCGCAGCACCAGGGAGUUCGGCCUUCUGCUGCUUUUCCUCUGCGUGGCUGUCACCCUGUUCUCCCCGCUGGUCCACUUGGCUGAGAGCGAGCUGACGGGCGCCCACGACUUCAGCAGCAUCCCCGCCUCCUACUGGUGGGCCAUUAUCUCCAUGACGACGGUGGGCUACGGCGACAUGGUGCCAAGGUCCAUACCGGGACAGGUGGUGGCGCUGAGCAGCAUCCUCAGCGGCAUCCUCAUCAUGGCCUUCCCCGCUACCUCCAUCUUCCACAUGUUCUCCCGCUCCUACCAGGAGCUCAAGAUGGAGCACGACCGCUUGUUCAAAGAGGAAUGCGCGGCUGCUGCGGCCGCUGCAGCUACGGGGGAGCUGCAGGAGGCGGGAGGUGAAGCAGGGAGGGAGGACUCGGCUCCACCUGGACUGGGAUUACAUAUGGACAAGGAUAGUGUGCACUCUCUGGAGUCUCUGGCUCUGCUGGGGAAAGGCAGUGAGGCUGCAGGAAACAACAACCACAGCCUUCCAGCUGCAGCUUUUUGAACAGUUUUCUCACUGACUGACUCAAUCCUAAACUUCCAAGAAGAUGUGAGUCCACUAAUCUGUGUUACAUACAGCUGAACGUACUGCAAAGUGACGAUUGCAACAAAGACUUCACUAUCCAUGACAUUCUGAAGGAAUCUGUGCCGCGUUGGAUAGAAAGAGAUCAGACGAAAAGCAUUUCUGUUCUUCCUCAGUGUUUUAAUAAGGAGCACGUGUGCAUAUCGCAGACUGCAUGGAAACUGAAAGACAUAAAACCCUUUAAAUUGGACGGUCCACUUUGCUGGACCAGAAAGCCUCUGCAGCAAUAUUAGUAACAGGCUGCUUCCAUAAACAUGCAAUAUUCAAUCCAAAGUUGCUCUUCCUUCCACUGUGAAAUACUUCUAAGCCUGACUGCAACUUUUAGUUUCGUUCUCAUUUCUUUUUAAUAAGUUGCCUCCAGUAUGAUCUCAGAUGUGUGUCAUAUGGUAUACUCUACUUUUCUGCCAUGAAUUCAAAGAAGUGCUUCUCUCAUUUUUUUUUUGGAGAAGCUUAAAGCCAUGUUCUGAGAAGAAAUAGAAACAAACUCAUAGUUUGACCUAUAUAUAACGUAGAUCGACCUCCCUUUCAUGUAUAUUUAUAUGCUCGAACAUAAAGAAGCGAUAGUUUCUCUAAUCUCUACUAUAAACUCCAGGUACUGUGUUCAAAUAUUGCAGAUUCAUCCAAGUUGUUUUUUAAACCAAUGAGGAAAUGAAAGGAUGGAGAGAAAACAUUCGUGCUUGUUUUAGAGGAGGAUGUCUGAGUGAAAGAGAGUGAACGCUAACAACCAUGAAAUGUACUUUGCAGCGCUCCAAAUAAAAGCUCUCCUCGUAAUCUGAGAGAAAUCCA
Amphiprion ocellaris (clown anemonefish) is the source of this 3669-nucleotide messenger RNA. RefSeq names its product potassium voltage-gated channel, subfamily G, member 4a (gene kcng4a). Gene Ontology annotation, biological process: protein homooligomerization; potassium ion transmembrane transport. Gene Ontology annotation, cellular component: voltage-gated potassium channel complex; membrane. The record is from RefSeq and is a predicted model, not a curated record. NCBI's taxonomy places the organism in Eukaryota, Metazoa, Chordata, Actinopteri, Pomacentridae. Gene Ontology annotation, molecular function: protein binding; delayed rectifier potassium channel activity. Bases 1177 to 2805 code for a protein of 542 amino acids. The transcript is spliced from 4 exons.